Messenger RNA from Suricata suricatta (meerkat), 1014 nucleotides. RefSeq names its product ADP ribosylation factor like GTPase 6 interacting protein 5 (gene ARL6IP5). The coding region runs from base 116 to 682 and encodes 188 amino acids. Gene Ontology annotation, biological process: negative regulation of transport. The record is from RefSeq and is a predicted model, not a curated record. NCBI's taxonomy places the organism in Eukaryota, Metazoa, Chordata, Mammalia, Carnivora, Herpestidae. Gene Ontology annotation, cellular component: membrane. The transcript has 3 exons.
UCAGAGCUGACUGAGCCAGAGCGGCUGUCAACUCUAACCUAGCUCAACUGAUCGGUUGCCGCCGCCGCCGCCUCCAGAUUCCAGAGGGGAAGAACGAGAAGCUCAGAGAACAGACAUGGACGUGAAUUUCGCUCCUCUCCGUGCCUGGGACGAUUUCUUCCCUGGCUCUGACCGUUUUGCUCGGCCGGACUUCAGGGACAUUUCCAAAUGGAACAACCGCGUGGUGAGCAACCUGCUCUAUUAUCAGACCAACUACCUGGUGGUGGCUGCCAUGAUGAUUUCCGUUGUGGGGUUCCUGAGUCCCUUCAACAUGAUCCUUGGCGGCAUUGUAGUGGUGCUGGUGUUCACAGGGUUCGUGUGGGCAGCCCACAACAAAGACAUCCUGCGCCGGAUGAAGAAGCAGUACCCCACAGCGUUUGUCAUGGCGGUCAUGUUGGCCAGCUACUUCCUCAUAUCCAUGUUCGGGGGGGUCAUGGUCUUUGUGUUUGGCAUCACUUUUCCUCUGUUGCUGAUGUUCAUCCACGCGUCGUUGAGACUUCGGAACCUCAAGAACAAACUGGAGAAUAAAAUGGAGGGAAUAGGCUUGAAGAGGACACCAAUGGGCAUUGUCCUAGACGCCCUAGAACAGCAGGAAGAAAACGUCUCCAAAUUUGCUGAUUAUAUCAGCAAAGUGAAGGAAUAAAUAGAGUGACCUGGUGACAGGGCUGCAGCAGACAUCCAGGCACGGUUUGUCCUUAUGCAGACCUACUUCCCAUCUGUGUUCUUGAAAUAGGAGGUGCCUGCACCACCCAGCUAUCUCUGGCAGCAUGCAUGUAUAGGUCCACCUGUUCACAUCUCUGAUGUGACAGAGAAGCCCUCAGAGACCGAAAGAGAUGACCCUCCUAUUAUGCCUGAAGUUUCAAGUGUGUUUAUGCAACUGUUAGAAAGUGGAUCACACUUAUUUCUUUAGAGAAAUAAAAGAAAAAGAAUUACGGAUUGUACAGCAACAGCCCUGUUAACUUGUAGGAAAAAAAA